Molecule: messenger RNA, 195 nt
Organism: Gaeumannomyces tritici R3-111a-1
Lineage: Eukaryota; Fungi; Ascomycota; Sordariomycetes; Magnaporthales; Magnaporthaceae
Exons: 2
Coding region: 1-195 (64 amino acids)
Source: RefSeq, a predicted model, not a curated record
AUGCUUAACAAUUUAAAUAACGGCCGCAAAAUACCGCACGUUCCGUCGGCGCUCGUUGCGCGUUUUACGCUUUUUUUCGGCGGCAGUUUUUUUGCCGCGGCGGUUAAAACCCGCCGGGGGGUUACCGGCAAAACGUUUGUUAAGGGCUUAAAAAGCUGCAAGCGCAAAAGGGCCCGAUGGACCCGCGGUAUUUAA